AUUUGUUUUUGUUAUUUCCAUUCAUUCAUCACACGCAGUUAUUUAAUUCGUAGUUUUUUAGUAAAUUCAAUGUUAAAACUAAAACAAAUCUACACUUUAAAGUGUAUAGCGCAACGAUAUGUAGUUUCCAAAACUUGCUGCCGUUCAGUGCAUAAUUCCCACUCAGCAAAUGCGGAUGAAUUUGAUGUUUUGGUUAUAGGCGGAGGUCACGGUGGCUGCGAAGCAGCUGCUGCCUCAGCUCGCAUGGGCGCAAAAACCGGCUUAGUUACCCACAAAAAGGAAACCAUUGGUGAAAUGUCCUGUAAUCCUUCAUUUGGCGGCAUUGGCAAGGGCCAUUUGAUGCGAGAAAUUGACGCCCUAGGAGGUCUGUGCGGUAGAAUGUGUGACAAAUCUGGAGUGCAAUACAAAGUGCUCAAUCGGCGUCGAGGGCCAGCUGUUUGGGGACCCAGAGCUCAAAUAGACCGAAAAUUGUAUAAGAAAGCCAUACAGGAGGAGAUGUUUGAUAUGAAAAAUUUGCAAAUAAUUUGUGCUGCCGUUGAUGACUUGUUGAUAGAGCCCUCGCAUGAAGGAAGUGGUGCACUACACUGUAAAGGUGUAAUCUUACAAAAUGGUGAGAUAAUUAGAAGCAAUGCUGUUGUCCUGGCCACUGGAACAUUUUUGAGAGCAAAUAUAAAUUUUGGCUUAGAAGUAAGACCGGCAGGAAGAAUGGGUGAUGCUCCAGCAAUGGCUUUGGGCACGAAUCUGGAAAAUCUGGGAUUUGCCAUGGGACGUUUGAAGACUGGUACACCUCCCAGAAUAGCCAAAAAUAGCAUAGAUUAUAGUAGACUUGCCAAACAUCUGGGCGAUGAUCCGCCAAGACCUUUCUCAUUUAUGAAUGAACAGGUUUGGAUAAAAGCCUGCGAUCAAUUGCCAUGCUAUUUGACCUAUACCUCUCUGAAAGUUAAUCAGAUUGUUAAGGAUAAUAUGCAUGUGAAUCGCCAUGUGAGUGAAGAAAUUAAUGGUCCUCGCUACUGUCCCUCCAUAGAGUCGAAGGUACUGCGUUUUGGUGAAAAGCAGCAUCAGAUAUGGCUAGAACCUGAGGGUUUAGAUAGUGAUUUGAUAUAUCCCCAAGGUCUGUCCUGCACCUUGCCUUAUGAACAGCAAGUGGAGUUGGUUCACAGCAUUGAGGGCUUGGAAAUUGCCAAAGUGAUACAACCUGGCUAUGGUGUGGAAUAUGAUUUUAUAGACCCCAGGGAGUUGUAUGCCAGUUUGGAAACUAAACGAGUGGCUAACUUGUAUUUUGCUGGACAAAUUAAUGGCACCACUGGCUAUGAAGAGGCUGCUGCCCAAGGCAUAAUAGCGGGAGCCAAUGCAGCAGCAAAGACAACCCGUCGCCUGGGUGACAAAGAGGCAGAACAAUUGGUGGUGAGUAGAACUGAAGGUUACAUUGGAGUGCUUAUAGAUGACCUUACCAGCCUGGGCACCAAUGAACCCUAUCGUAUGUUUACCUCCCGGGCGGAGUUUCGUUUGACCUUGAGGCCAGACAAUGCCGAUAUACGAUUAACAGAAAAAGGCUAUCAGUUUGGCCUGGUUACCCCAGAGCAAUAUGAAUGUUUUAAAAAAACCGAAAGCCAAUUGGAAAAUGCUAAGGAAUUUCUUAAAAGCCUAAAGAAACAUAGCAAUUAUUGGCGCUCCUCUUUGGGGAUAAGCAAGGCCAAAACUUCAGUAGAAAAAACUGCUUUUGAUAUGCUGGGCAUACCAGCAGACGAUAUCACUUUGGAGAAACUCAUUGCCAUAAUGCCCAAGGAAAUGGAACAGCUGAAAGACAUAGUAGGCCCCUUGGCUGAGAGAAUAAAAAUUGAGGCCUUAUAUGCCCAUUUUGUGGAGGAACAAUCCAAGGAUGUCAAUGAAGUGCGUAGAGAGGAGAGCCUUAUUAUACCCAAGGACAUAGACUACUUCUCCAAAACCCUGAGUCUAUCGAAUGAAGAACGCCAAAAACUCACAAUGAUACAGCCACAGACAAUAGCGGCUGCAAGUCGCAUACAGGGUGUUACCCCCUCCACCAUAGUGAGAAUAUUGAAAUAUGUCAAAAGGCAAGAGGAACCCAAAGCUGCAAAGAUUUUAAGUUGAUAAGCAGUUAUGAGAAAAGUACUCUCGAAUUCAAAAUAGAAAAACCGUUACCUUUAGCUGUUAUUUAGUUUAAACUAAUCUAAGUAAAGAUAUGGCAACACUGAAACAAUAAAAAUAAACAAACGAAAAACA
Stomoxys calcitrans (stable fly) is the source of this 2241-nucleotide messenger RNA. RefSeq names its product protein MTO1 homolog, mitochondrial. NCBI's taxonomy places the organism in Eukaryota, Metazoa, Arthropoda, Insecta, Diptera, Muscidae. Gene Ontology annotation, cellular component: cytosol. The transcript has a single exon. The record is from RefSeq and is a predicted model, not a curated record. Gene Ontology annotation, molecular function: flavin adenine dinucleotide binding. The coding region runs from base 70 to 2109 and encodes 679 amino acids. Gene Ontology annotation, biological process: tRNA wobble uridine modification; tRNA methylation.